This is a messenger RNA of Diaporthe batatas, 2572 nucleotides long. RefSeq lists its product as uncharacterized. Gene Ontology annotation, biological process: polysaccharide biosynthetic process. The transcript has 2 exons. The record is from RefSeq and is a predicted model, not a curated record. Gene Ontology annotation, molecular function: acyltransferase activity, transferring groups other than amino-acyl groups. Lineage: Eukaryota; Fungi; Ascomycota; Sordariomycetes; Diaporthales; Diaporthaceae. The coding region runs from base 822 to 2180 and encodes 452 amino acids. Gene Ontology annotation, cellular component: membrane.
CGCGUUUCUCCUCCCACCUCGCCUCUUCCUCCGUUGUCUUGUGGGAGAAAACUCACGGCACACAGGCUAGACCACCCUGCCACUCAUUCUGCAUGUCCAGCAGAUCGCGGAUCCAUGCAUUGUCUGCGGUUGAGGUACGUACUUGCUUGGCUUGCUUGGGUCCCGUCCCACACCCCGAAAGGGGGAGGACCAGAGAGGGCAACACCCAAACCCUUGCCUCCUGCUUCUGUUCAAGAAUAGCACACAUCCCCGACCACACCUCAACCGCCUUGCCCACCUCGCGUGCGUACUCGAGUGUACUACUAAAACAACCUCACCCUCGUCUUUUCGUCCUGGUCGUCUGCCCUUUCCGCCCUAUUUGGUCCUGUCCUUGUCUGCCGGCUUGCAUUCUGGAUUCCCUCAUUGCGAUUUGGUCUUUGGUCUCCUUUCUCUCUCUCUUCUAUUUCUCUCACUCUUCGAUUUUAUUGACUGGUUGCUCGCUCCCCAACAGCGGCAGACCUGUAUCACCACCAACCAAACGAACUCCUUGAACAACUCCCGGCAGAAGCCAGAUUUAAUUCUCACGGCUAGCUCCCCUUCGGUUGUUUCCCACCUUCCACGAAUCAGUCUCAUCAGACGGCAUCCAGUAACGGCGUCGCUCUUUCCACCCAACCCACCACCAGCCGACACCAUCUCGUCAUCGACUGCCACCAAAGCGCACACCAACCGAUGCCCACGAGAUUUUCUUAAGCCCUUCUCUCCUUCGCCUUGGGACCUCGGUCUUGAGCCGGUAAUCGCACUCAUCGAUUGAAGGCGCCGCCAGACGUCAACCAGCCACCAAAAUGGCGGUAGGAAAAGAAGGAAAUGUCAAAUGGGUCGAUGGCCUCCGUGGCAUGGCCUCAACGCUGGUCGUGAUUAAGCACAUCACAUGUGCUUUCUUCCCAUACAUGCUGUGGCCCGCCCCGAGCGAGGAGGAGGACCCCGUUCUGUUCGAGCGACCCUACCUCCGCGUUCUGAUCCAGGGUCGUAUCGGUGUUGCAAUCUUCUCUUUUGUCACGGGCUACGUUUGUUGUCUGAAGCCUGUGAGGAACUUCAGGGCCGGUAAUCAGAACUCCUCCUUCAACUCCAUCAGCAGAUCUGCCCUCCGUCGUGUUCCUCGCCUGGUAUUACCCGUCCUCAUCAUCCUCACUGCGAGCUGCUUCGCCACUCAACUAGGCGCAUUCGAGACUGCAAAACACUGUGACGGAGCAGGCAUUCCCGAGACUAGUCCUACGAGACGCGAUAGCUGGAGCGAGGCCUUCGUUGCCCUCCUCACGGAUAUGGUCAGGGUUUGGUCCCACGGUCAGAGCGAGUACGGGGCUGAGCUGUGGACCAUGAUGCCAAUUCUCAAGGGUGCCUUCUGGGUUUUCAUCUAUCUUAUCGCCACCGCACAUGUUCAGACUAGGUACCGCAUGAUGAUCGCCCUGGGCCUCACUUGGUUCCGCGCCGCCUCCAACGACCCCUUCUUCGGCAUGCAGUUCUUCUUCGGCGCCUUCAUGGCCGACUUGCAGCAGCUGCCCGAGGGCUCCGGCCCCGCCUGGACCUCGUUCCUUUCACAGAAGUCUGGUCUGGCUGGCGUUCGCAUGCUCCUCUCCGCCUUCUUCCUCGUCACCGGCCUCUACAUCGCAUCUCUGCCCGACGCCCACUUCGAAUGGCAGCCCUGGUCGCAGUCCCUCGUCGACUUUAUGCUGUCCAUCCUCCCACGCAACCCGGAUCUCCCGCGAUUCUCCUCCGGCCUCGGUCUCGAUCUUAUCAUCAUGUCCAUCCACUUCUCCCCGACCGUCCGAACUCUCCUCGCGACCAAGCCGUUCCUAUUUUUCGGCAAGAUCUCGUUCGCCGUCUAUCUCCUGCACAACCAGUUCCUCCGAUCUGUGCUCUGCUGGAUGGUCUACGGCUUCUCUAUUCCCGAGCCCGUGCAGGAUCCUGCCACGGGUGAGUGGAUGCCUGGCCCGCUGCUGGAGUUCCCCGGUGCUGCCAGGCUGUUUGCAGUCUUGCCUAUUUACUUCGCCCUCAUCUAUGGUGCGGGCUACCUCUGGAUCGAGUAUGUGGACUCGUGGUGCGCACGCGUUACGGAGCGCAUCUGCGGUUCGAUCAAGGAGGAGACAGACGAGAAGUCUGGGCCAUCAUUGCUGCCGGUUGCCAACGAGCACCAGCGUCAAUGAGGGGCGAAUCAGCAAGGGGAAAGAAUACAAACAAAGAAAUCAUGCUGUUUCAGGGCAGACGGCAGAUAGUCUGUGGGCCUGAAUAAUUCAUGACUCGAGCCCGGUGUCUUGCCGUGUUGGGCGCGCAGAAUGGCGCGUUCUGGCCAUGCCGGGUCAAGUGUCAGCCUAAAGGGCUCGACCCAGGAGACGCAGGCAUCCUCAAAGGAGCCGCUCCGGCCGUACAGGCCAAGUCAUUUUGGAGUUUGGGGGUUGAAAGGGGAUAACCGGGCCAGAAUUGGCAAGAUACGGGUUGCUGCUGUUCACGUUGGCCACAAUGCCAGCCAGCUAGCUAAGCUGAGCCUCCAAGCUCAAGCUGUACUUCAUAUCACAAUACAUUACAUCAAGCAAACAAA